AGGGUCCCCGGAUGCCACGCCCCCUGACUUCCUCGUCGCCAUUUUGAGAGCCGAGAGUGUUUUGUUCUGACGCCAUUUGGGGUCGGCACGCGAGCUACUGCGAACCAGGCAGUGAUUUCCCAUUGCCAGUCUCCCCACCCACACUCCCAUCUACUACUGCCUACUGCCACUAUAGUCAUGCCUCGGCAUAAGAAGAAAUCAAGAUCCUCAAAUGAUAAAAGUUCUAAGGCUGGCAGUAGUGCCCAGAGCCUGGAGGUUGCACACGUCAUGAAGUCGUUGGAGGAGACCUCUCUCUCAUGCUGUUCUCUAAUGCCUGAGAAUUCAAAAGAGGGUCCUGAAAUUGGUAUGGCCAGUAUUCCUGAGGGUUCUCAGCGUUUCUCAUCAAGCAAAUCAGAUGAGAGUGCCACUAGUCAAGAAAAGAAGCAGAUUUUAAGCAUCGCACAGGCUGAGCCAGACCCCCAAAAUGUGCCCAUAGAUGCUGUAGAUGAGAAAGUGGCGAUGUUGGUGAAUUUCAUGCUGCUCAAGUAUAAAGUGAAAGAGCCAAUAACCAAGGAAGAAAUGUUGAAGACAGUCAUCAGAGGAUAUGGAAAUCGCUUCAGUGAGCUCCUGCUGAGAGCCUCUGAGCGCAUGGAGAUGGUUUUUGGCCUUGAUGUGCAGGAAGUGGAUCCCAUCAACCACCGCUAUGUCCUGCUCAUUAAAUUGGGCCUCACCUAUGAUGGGAUGAUGAGUGGUGAAGAGGGUGUGCCCAAGACCGGCAUCCUGAUUCUUGUGCUGGGUGUGAUCUUCAUGAAAGGUAACCGGGCCACUGAAGAAGAAGUCUGGGAAGUUCUGAGUUUCACCGGUGUUUAUCCUGGAGUGAAGCACUUCAUCUUUGGGGAGACAAGGAAGCUCAUUACUAAAGAUUUUGUGAAGGAAAAAUACCUGGUGUACCAGCAAGCUGCCAACAGCCGUUCUGCAGAAUCUGAAUUCCUAUGGGGUCCAAGAGCAUAUGCAGAAACCACCAAGAUGAAAGUUUUGGAGUUUUUGGCCAAGGUUCAUGGGACUGAACCUACUUCUUUCCCAUCUCAGUAUGAGGAGGCCUUGAAGGAUGAAAAAGAGCGAGCCAAAGGCAGUGCUUCGGCCGGGGCUGUGUCUCCUUCCAUUGCCAGCGCCAAGUUUAGCAGCUCCUCCCACAUUUAGGCAAGUUAAGGGUAGUUUCUUCAUGCGUUGUUUGGAGAGAUAAUUAAGUGGUCAUAGAAUUUAUCUUAAGUGUGGUUAGUCGAACACAACAUAUAUGCCUUUGUUUUCCUGUUUUGUUUAUGUAACUUGAAAUGUUUUUCUUGUAUUUUUUGUCAUUAUACAAAUACUGUUUCUUUCCAUCUAGAUUUAAUUAGCUUCAGUAUCUCCAGAUUCAAGAAUGAUAUGGUUCUUAUAGGUAAUGUUGCAGUGAGGUUAAAUAGUAGGAACUUUGUGGUUUUGUAAAACAAACUGUGAAACAUGUAUCUUGCUUUGUUAUUCAGAAUAAGAUAAGGUGGUAUUGCGAUAUGCACUUACUGGAAAUGGGGAAGAAUUCAACUUUAAAAUAGUUAGAAUCAGUAGGGAAAAGUAGAAGAGAAAAUCCUGAAGCUAUUCAAAUCUUUGCUUUCUUCUCUCUUUAAACCUUUGUUCUGUAAAGUUGAAUGAUGAUAUACUUAGACUACAGAGCUAUUUCAAGAAUUUUUUGAGAAAUAAAUCUUAAUAAA
Molecule: messenger RNA, 1721 nt
Organism: Talpa occidentalis (Iberian mole)
Lineage: Eukaryota; Metazoa; Chordata; Mammalia; Eulipotyphla; Talpidae
Product: melanoma-associated antigen B16-like
Exons: 2
Coding region: 178-1179 (333 amino acids)
Biological process (GO): negative regulation of transcription by RNA polymerase II
Cellular component (GO): nucleus
Source: RefSeq, a predicted model, not a curated record